AUGGUCGAAGCGGAGUCUUUUAUCAGGCUUGGUCUGAAGAAAGAUAACUUGAAAUUCUCCAAUGCUAAAAAGAUGGGUAAUGGUGGAGGAGACCAUGAGGAAGAUGAAAAUAGAAAUAGUAAGAAUGAUGUCGUGGGUAAACUUGGUUUCUCAAUGAACGAGUCAACUAAGAAGAUCAAGACUAUUAGUUCCAAAGAUGUCCCGACUGUGGGAGUAGCACAAAAGUUAAGCUAUAGAUCAGUCAAUAGAAAGGCAAGGAACACUUUGAGGAAUAUUGACUUGGUAGAUGAAAGUGUUAUGAAAACCCCCUUGGAAAUGCUAAAGGAGCAGAAUACCGAUAUGAAGCCUAUUGAGUUAUCAGUGGGGCUACCACCUAUAAGAGAGGUAUUCGGAUACCAAUUGUCAGACGAUGACAUUUUUCACCAAAUUAUUCCAUCGUUUAUAUGGAAUUAUGAUCAAGAGAAACUGUAUAAUCAUGUGAAUAUCCCAGAAAGUACUAGUAUGAACCCUAAUGAUUUCAUCAGUAAUUUGCCUGACAAUAUCCUUCACCACAUCACUUCGUAUCUCCCUUUUGAAUCUGCGGUCCGAACUUCUUUUCUUUCAACUCACUGGAAACACCUUUGGAAAGAGGCCUUGUUGGAUUCAGUCCAUGAUGUAACCAUGGAAGCUGCCAUUAAAGCCAUACAAAGCUUUCUUGAUGGUUUUGAUACACAUUGUAGACCAAGGAAUAAGUGGGGUUUCAUUUUUGAGUUCAGUAAUGGAAGAAACAUCUUAGCUGCUAGCAUUUCUAGAAAUGGUACACUUCGACUUGAUUUCUCAGCUGGUAAACAAGAAUUCCCAAUGCCCUUUGAUUUGGAUUUGAAGCCAUUGCAAACCCAACUACCAUAUUCAAACACAAUGAAAGUAAAAUCAUUGUAUCUCGUAUCAGUAAGCCACCUGUCUAUUUCAUCUUUAGUGCCAAAUUUGCCAUUUCUCGAAAGCUUGACUAUAGCCAAAUGCGAAGGGUUACAAUCUUUACAGAUUAAAGAGGCGAAAGUGCUUCAUAAAUUAGUGAUUCUCGAUUGCCCCCAGUUACAAUCUCUCAGUUUUGAAGGUUCCUGUUUAAGAUGUUUCAGAUACAGAGGCAAAUUAGCGUCCUUUCGGUUUCAAGGGUACUGUAAAUGUACUACUUUUCGCCGGAUUUGUAUCUGUGAGUGUGGUUUAUUCUUGAAAGAUGCGAUGAUUGAUCUCAGACAAGAUUCUCUAACAGCAGGGACAUGGGACUUUGAAAAGCCUCCUUGUUAUCGUUAUUCUUGUAAUUUGUAUAAACGAACACUUUGUCGCUGCACCACGAAGAAAAAAUGUUUCAAAUCAAUUUUGAUAAGCAUAAGGAGUGUUAAAUCUCUAACAAUAUGCGGAUGGUUUUUCGAGGUAUGUUCAUUAAAGAAAUGUUCACUUUCAUAUUCAUGUAGUACUAACCUAUGUUACUCAAAUUUGUAUAAGAAUGACGGAUACAUGUUUGACAUGAAUAGAUGCUUUUAAGAAUGGAAAGUCAACAUAAUUACUAACCUUUCAUAUUUUUUUUCAGACUUCGAUGUGUUGCUUGCUCAGUUCAAGUAGAGACCCUUUGUUUUGUUUGAGCGAACUAAAGGAACUUUGGUGGAUUGAUUGUUCAAUAGACAGAGAAUCAAUCAAUGUCUUACUUUGUGAUACGGAAUCCCAGAUCUAGACACAAGAGAAACACAAAUUAGAAAUAAAACGAGAAUAAAUAAAAUUAGUUAAAAUAAUAAUAAAUAAAUAAAUAAUAAAAAGGAUAGAUUUGCCCUAU
This is a messenger RNA of Gossypium raimondii (Peruvian cotton), 1807 nucleotides long. Its product is annotated as F-box protein At2g39490. The record is from RefSeq and is a predicted model, not a curated record. The transcript is spliced from 5 exons. Gene Ontology annotation, molecular function: protein binding. The coding region runs from base 1 to 1521 and encodes 506 amino acids. NCBI's taxonomy places the organism in Eukaryota, Viridiplantae, Streptophyta, Magnoliopsida, Malvales, Malvaceae.